AUGGCUGAGCUGGUGCUGGGCCCUCAGCAGUCGGAACGGAGGGACCGGAGCUGGGAAAAUGAGCUGGCCGAGGGAAUUGACAAAAGGGAAAGGAGAAUGCUGCCGCCUUGUGGGCACAGCCGGUACUGCAGCACCGAGCGCUCCGAGCGCUUCCCGCGGCUCCGCCGGCACCGGGACCGGGACAUGGAGCUGGGCCGGGACCGGCACCGGGACAUGGAGCUGGGCCGGGACCGGGACAUGGAGCUGGGCCGGGACCGGCACCGGGACAUGGAGCUGGGCCGGGACCGGGACAUGGAGCUGGGCCGGGACAACGACGGGGACUGGCCGUGCGAGGCCGCGGGGCCCUCGGCCGGGGCCGCUCCCGGCAGGGAUCGCGGCCGCUGUGCGGGGAGCGCAGGCGCGGAGCCGGGGGCGCAAUGGCGGAGCCCGGGGAGCAGCGGGGCCGGGCCGGGGGCACCGGGGGCGGCGGCGCCGGGCUCGGAGGAUGAGGAAGGCAACCCUGCCGAGGAGGAAGAUGAGGAGGUGUGGGAGGAUGGAGACAGCGGCCGCCAAAGGCUGGGGAAGGCACAAGUCCAGGUUCUGGAUGAAGUCCUUCCUUUCCCAAGGGCGAGAAAGCCAGCAGGAUGUGAACCAGAGGUGGUGCUUUAGGAAAACCCCUCCAGCCUGGGAAGGAGCUUUUGGCUCUGGACACAUUCCCAGUCCCCAGGAGCAGCAGGACCUGUGCUGUUCCAGCAGGUGAGGCAGAGGUGCCUUUCCUUCCUUCCUCCCUUCCCUGCUGCACUUUGGCUUUUUGAGGGGUCUCUGGGGGUCUGAGGGAGAAGUUCUUUGUCCCUCCAGGGCAGAAUUAGCCCUGGUCCCACUAAAAGCAGGAGGAAUCAUUUUAUCCCUGUUUUUGGAUACACAUUUUGUGUUUUCUCUCUGUUGCUGACACCGUGUGGUGAAGCAGCAACUCCCAACCUUGUCAGUGCUGCUCCCAGCUUUGUUCAUAGCUCGUAAACAAGAAACAGUAAUUUGCUGCCCGGUGGUAAUUGGAUUAAGGACAAGACCUCCCUCUUUGUUUAAUAUUCCUGAGAAAAGCUGCCAAGGAAUAAAACGAGAGCUUCCCCCAGUGAAAUCCUGCCCAAUUCCAUGCUGGGUUUGCACACACACAAGGCUCAAUCCCUGCUGGAAUGCCUGUCACAGCCCCCAGAUCAAUGUGCAGUUUAAGGUCUCACAGCCUGACCAGGACAAUCUUUUGCCUCUGGACAUGGAAAAUCAGUUUUUCAUUGUUACAGCACCAGCUCAAGGUAAUUAUGAGGUGGUGUAAUGGUUUUUAAGUUGUGCCCAUGGAGGAAAUUCACUGCAGCAGCCAACACUGCUGUGCCUUCAUGAGCAACCCUCUGGGUUUGGGAUCUUGAAUUGUGGGUAUGAAAUCUCACAGAAUCCUCUGAGGCUGAAACAAAGACAAGGAAUCUCUCUUUUCUGAGAUGGAAAGAGCCAGAGGAAGUUGUUGAGGGAAAGGAAAAUUAAAGAUGGUAAGUGCUAAAACCUUUGUUCUUCCCUUCUCCUGAGCUCUGUACUUGGGAAUGGGUCAGUUCUGGAAGUUUCCUGGAGACACUGGAGAAUGAUCCCUGGUCUGCUGAAAAGUGGGAAAAUCUCACUGGCAAUUGCAGCCCCUGAGGGAGGGAAAAAGGAGCAGGAGCUCAGUCUGUGAGUGUGUGAGAAAUAGGGGGGGCGAAAUGUAUGGAUCAUCCUUUGCCUCAGGGCAUCAGGAAAAGCCCUUGAGCAAAAAACUGCAGUGCUGUUCCACAGGAGCCCCUGCACAGGCCCUGGGAAGUGGGCUCAUCCCAGCUUCCCUUCCAGAACAAGAGGAACACCCCACAGUGCUGUUUGAGACAUUCCUGACUAGAAUUGGGGCCGACUGGGCACUUCCCUGUUUUCCUGUAGGAUGUGGGCCAUGACAUGAAUUGGCUCCAACAGGGCCCAAGAUCCUUGUGGGGUCUGUGGCAGGGACAACUCCCAGAGCCGGACAGGGAAGGGAACCUUCACCCACACUCCCAAAAAGCUGAGAGGGAAAAACACCUGCCUGCAGCUGCCUGCAGCUCCUGGAGCUCUGGGGUUUCUGGCACACUCAGGGACAUGGGAUAAUGCCAGAAUUAUUCAAACCCUGGGAAUAAUGGAAUUAAUACCACCCCUUGAGCCUGUUCCGGGCAGGCUCCUGCCCAUCGCUCACUGGUUGCAGAUGGCUGUGGAAGUGAUGGAGGCAUCCAGGGAAUGCUGAUUGUUUUUCCCUCGCUUUGGCAAUCUGGUCAGUAAAAAUACUAAUUGAGCUCUUCCAGCAGGGAAACAUUUAAGCAAGAGGUGCUGAAAAGAAUUGGAGUUUCUGAUUUUAAGUCUCCAACUUAAAAUAGUCUUUGGAUUGUCACCGGUCCAGCUUCCAUGGACAGGUCACUGUGGCCAGGAGUGUCCAGUCCUGCUGGAAAUGCACUGGACCAGGAUGUCAUUUUCACUUUAUAUGGGUAAAGACCCUCUGGCUGACCCCCAGUGACUGAAAGCACCAGACUGGGUUUCCAGGGCACUAAUUCCAGGUGUUCUGGUUUUGGGAAUAGCACAGGAGCCUUUCCCUUGCCCAGAGGAGCAUCCAGUGCCUCCCAUAGUCCACAAAUCCCCAGGAUGGACCACAGAGAAAAUAACAGGAAUAUGGAAAUCCCCCACAGAGGGAGUUUGUGGUGCUCUGGAUUACAUUUUGGAUUUAUAAUGUUAAAGGGGGACUGUGGAAUGCCUUUUCUCCUUUUUAUUGUCACUGUUAUCACUGCUCUUGUUGCUAUUACUGUUAUGUGCUGUCAUCAGUAUUAAAUUAUUAUAUUUGUCUUGGUUUCCAUUA
Messenger RNA from Vidua chalybeata, 2863 nucleotides. RefSeq names its product ATP-dependent RNA helicase DHX8-like. Lineage: Eukaryota; Metazoa; Chordata; Aves; Passeriformes; Viduidae. The transcript is spliced from 4 exons. The record is from RefSeq and is a predicted model, not a curated record. The coding region runs from base 1 to 648 and encodes 215 amino acids.